Fusarium mangiferae is the source of this 1515-nucleotide messenger RNA. RefSeq lists its product as uncharacterized. Lineage: Eukaryota; Fungi; Ascomycota; Sordariomycetes; Hypocreales; Nectriaceae. The record is from RefSeq and is a predicted model, not a curated record. Gene Ontology annotation, biological process: cell division. Gene Ontology annotation, cellular component: plasma membrane. The coding region runs from base 1 to 1515 and encodes 504 amino acids. The transcript is spliced from 3 exons.
AUGUCUUCUGGACAUAAUGAUCCGAAGCUCCUCUACGCUGUAGAGGGCAUCAACGCCUAUCACAUUUCCAAUGGCAAAGAGCAGUCCCUCACUCCCUCAGGACCUCAAACCCUGUCCCUCCUCAUGGUCCCGACCUCAUCUGGCUUUGUCGAACCUUCGGGCAGCGGUUCUGAUGGCGAGGAGGACUUUUACCUGCACCUCCACCUACCACCCGAGCUCGACCUCCCUCUUCCCGCUACGACCCAGAUCUACCACCAACCACCUACGAGCUAUUUGAUUCCUCGCUGGGAUCUCGGCCCCGAUAGCGGCGCUUUCACCAGGAUCGAAUUCCCUCCCACCAACUCCAGGCCGGGGGUUCAGGAAGAUGUCGAUACUUUCGAGACCAUCCUCGCCCAGUGCACUGCUUUCCUUGAACGAGCAGCUCCUCCUCAGCCUCCAAGACCCUCCGAGAAGGCCCAAGCCAAGGCGCGCGAAGCAGCCGGCGAGCAACUCCCCGCUUACAACCCAGCUGACUAUAACCCCGGAGAAGGGUAUGUCCAGGGCAGCCAUAGCUCACAUACUGGAGGCAGGAUUGUCCUUAUCGAUGAGGAAGACGGCAGUGUCCUUGGAGAGUUGACCGAUAGCUAUCAAGUGGUGGAAGACAGCAAAAUCAAACCCGGCUCCAAAGAGCCUGUCGAGAUUGCUCUUCCUACCGACGGUGGCCAGAACAUUUCUGUGCAGCCUGUGUCGCAGCCAUGGGCUGAGAUGGACAUGCACCCUGCCUAUAAAAAGUCAACCAUUGUGAGCAGUGCAAGCAAGGCAUCUCGCCUUAUCGUCACAACUUCCGAUGUUGUCUCUAGAACCCUUCAGAGCCAAGCCGACAGCUUCACCAAGAACACAAAGCCUCUCGCCAAGCCUGUGACAUUUGCGCCUACAACACAUGCGCAUAUUCGCCGGAUCAACAACUUCUCCAACAAAGCAGCCACAUUUUCGGCAACCACUGUGGGCACUAUCGGCAACAUGGCACAAAACCUGGGUGCAACUGUCACUCGUCGCAAAGAUGGUAGAGCCAGGGGUUAUGACAAGGACGGCAACGUGAUUGAUACCUAUAAACCAGGUGUGCUGAACAAGAGCCUGAUGGCCUUCAAUACUGUCGUUGACGGUAUUGAGCAAGCCGGUCGCAAUCUCCUCACCGGCACAUCAUCCAGCGUGACAACUGUUGUCGGCCACCGUUGGGGUGAGGAGGCUGGUGAGUUGUCGCGCAAUCUUGGCGGGGGUGUCAAGAACGUGGGACUUGUCUACAUUGACGUGACAGGUGUAUCUCGACGUGCCAUCCUCAAGAGUGUUGCUAAGGGCAUGGUAGUUGGCAAGGUCAAAGGUGGUGGUGAGAUCAUCGUGGGAGGCACUGAUAACAACCCUAACUUUGAGACAAGAGAGGGCAGUGGCCAGGGCUCACACAACACAUAUGGUGACAAUGUGAGUAUCGCCAGUGGAUAUGAUCCCAACGGUAAGAAGCCUGCCAAGGGACAUUACUGA